Oncorhynchus keta (chum salmon) is the source of this 1093-nucleotide messenger RNA. RefSeq names its product ankyrin repeat, PH and SEC7 domain containing protein secG-like. The coding region runs from base 32 to 1093 and encodes 353 amino acids. The transcript has 2 exons. NCBI's taxonomy places the organism in Eukaryota, Metazoa, Chordata, Actinopteri, Salmoniformes, Salmonidae. Gene Ontology annotation, cellular component: microtubule. Gene Ontology annotation, biological process: microtubule cytoskeleton organization. The record is from RefSeq and is a predicted model, not a curated record. Gene Ontology annotation, molecular function: calmodulin binding; microtubule binding.
GUUACACGUCAGUAUUCAGGGCAGGUCACCCAUGUUACACGUCAGUAUUCAGGGCAGGUCACCCAUGUUACACGUCAGUAUUCAGAGCAGGUCACCCAUGUUACACGUCAGUAUUCAGGGCAGGUCACCCAUGUUACACGUCAGUAUUCAGGGCAGGUCACCCAUGUUACACGUCAGUAUUCAGGGCAGGUCACCCAUGUUACACGUCAGUAUUCAGAGCAGGUCACCCAUGUUACACGUCAGUAUUCAGGGCAGGUCACCCAUGUUACACGUCAGUAUUCAGAGCAGGUCACCCAUGUUACACGUCAGUAUUCAGAGCAGGUCACCCAUGUUACACGUCAGUAUUCAGAGCAGGUCACCCAUGUUACACGUCAGUAUUCAGAGCAGGUCACCCAUGUUACACGUCAGUAUUCAGAGCAGGUCACCCAUGUUACACGUCAGUAUUCAGAGCAGGUCACCCAUGUUACACGUCAGUAUUCAGAGCAGGUCACCCAUGUUACACGUCAGUAUUCAGAGCAGGUCACCCAUGUUACACGUCAGUAUUCAGGGCAGGUCACCCAUGUUACACGUCAGUAUUCAGAGCAGGUCACCCAUGUUACACGUCAGUAUUCAGAGCAGGUCACCCAUGUUACACGUCAGUAUUCAGGGCAGGUCACCCAUGUUACACGUCAGUAUUCAGGGCAGGUCACCCAUGUUACACGUCAGUAUUCAGGGCAGGUCACCCAUGUUACACGUCAGUAUUCAGGGCAGGUCACCCAUGUUACACGUCAGUAUUCAGGGCAGGUCACCCAUGUUACACGUCAGUAUUCAGGGCAGGUCACCCAUGUUACACGUCAGUAUUCAGGGCAGGUCACCCAUGUUACACGUCAGUAUUCAGGGCAGGUCACCCAUGUUACACGUCAGUAUUCAGGGCAGGUCACCCAUGUUACACGUCAGUAUUCAGGGCAGGUCACCCAUGUUACACGUCAGUAUUCAGAGCAGGUCACCCAUGUUACACGUCAGUAUUCGACGUUCAUCCAUGUCUGAGGAUAUCAGAAGAUGGCGUGGAAACCGGCCACUAAACUUAACCCUCACCUUCAAAAUUCUGACUUGA